AUGGCGGUAAGGAGGGUAUCAAAAGUUGAUGACUUCUUUGAUGCCUCCCAAUGCCUAGAGAUUGUUGAAAAGACUGUGGAGGAGUUUGACAGUGAUCCCUCCAACACUCGUGCUCUAGAUUCUCUUGAUAUUUUUGCUGGCAAGGGCAACUUCUGUGCUGAAUGUCAAGCAGGUGGCAAGACUAGUAUGACUGUGGACAUUCUCCAUGACAAGAAGAACCACGACAUCUUGACGCGGACAGGUUUCUUCUAUGUGCUGCAGUGCAUUCUCACGAUGGUGGAAUAUGGAAUGAUUCUUUGCGGCCCUCCUUGCGGCCUAUUCGUCUUCCUCUCAGCCAGCUACCAUCGUCGGAGCAUGGACUUCCCCUAUGGUGAUCAAUCCAAACCAAAAAUCAGGGGGGGCAAACCAGCUGGUGAUCAACCUUAUCGUACUUCUGGCUGUAGCGCACAAACGCAAGAUCUUCUUUGUGAUGGAACAACCAGCUUCAUCGGUGCUAUGGAUCUUCCCUGA
Messenger RNA from Durusdinium trenchii, 510 nucleotides. Lineage: Eukaryota; Dinophyceae; Suessiales; Symbiodiniaceae. The record is from the annotation of a GenBank genome assembly.